CGAUAAUAUGUUACGACGUUUUAUUUGUUAGCCAUAUACUUUUGUUGAUAAAUUGAGUUGACGUGGUCAACAUUCAACAGACUUCUGAGAUCUUUAUUCUAUCAAACUAUGUCUGAAUCUGAAGAGGAUGCAUCAUUUGCAAGUGCAGAUGAAGGAGAGGAGGGGAAGCAUAAAGCAACAGUGACUAAACCAAAGGAGGGUGUUGGGACAGUGAGUCAAGGAGACACAAAAACAAAAGCACAGACCAAUGUAUCAGCAAAAAGUGGCCCAGAGAAGCAGAAGCAACAAAAGCAACAGCAGCAACGAAAUAAGAAAAAAAGCAAUAAACUAAAUCAACCAACAAAUAAAGAAAAAGUCACAGAAAAGCCAGUGAGUCCGUCGUCAUCUGCUUCUUCCACUGAGCUUGAAGCCAGUACAUCUGCAGCAUCACAAGAUGACAAAACUUCUGAGAAAAUAUCACCUGCAAGCAAAGUUGAAUCAAAAGAAAACAAGAGCAUUGAACCCUCCAAUAUUCCUCCUACACAGAUUGAGGUACCAUCUAAGCAAGCACAAAGUGAUGCACCAUCUAAACAAGCACAAAGUGAUGCGCCAUCUAAACAAGCACAAAUUGAUACACCAUCUAAACAAGCACAAAUUGAUACACCAUCUAAGCAAGCACAAAGUGAUGUGCCAUCUAAGCAAGCACAAAGUGAUGUGCUAUCAAAACAAGCACAAAGUGAUGUGCUAUCAAAACAGACUCAGAAAGAAACUGGAAGUACAAAGCAACCGAGCAUAGAUAGAAACUCAGAGACUACUGAGAAAGAUGGUACAGGAAGCACCAAGACGCCUGACUGUGAAGAUAUUCCGAGGGUCAAAGAUCACACACCACAGCAAGAAGAAGUACUUAAGAAACUUGGAGAGUCUGCUGAGAAAGGCUCUGGCUGGGGUUGGGGCAGCUGGGGCUCCUCACUUAUCUCAGCAGCCACAAGCUCUGUGCAAGUUUUCACCCAUCAAGUUGGAGAUGGUUUCUCAACGAUCAUAGACACAGUGGAGUCCUCACUUGGUAUCCCUGACCCUGAAGAGAUGGCGAGGGCCCAGGGUGUGACAGAACCAACUCCAACAACAGAGGAGGCUCCCUCUGCUGUCACAUCUCAACCAGAGGAAUUAAAAAUUGAGCAUGAGGUUAAGGCUGAGAAAACUCUAGAAGGUUCUGGACAAGGAGAUGAACUUGGUGAACUGGGAGAGAAAAAUAAAAGGGAAGAAGAGAAGAAAGCCAAAGACAGUUGGUUCUCUAGUUGGGGAGUCUCUGAUCUGGCCAAGAAGGUGACAGACACGGGAAAAUCUAUUGCAUCUAAAGGCCAAACUUUAAUGGCUGAAGGUUUUGAUGCAGUUGAGAACCUUGCAGCUGGGGGGAUUGAUGUUCUAGAAACCAUUGGGAAGAAAACUUACAACACAAUUUCUGAGCAUGACCCUGCUUUUCGUAAAACUCGAGAUUUCCUAACCCCCAAGGGAAACAAACCAAACCUUUCCAGUGUACUAAGGGAGGCAAGAGACCAGGCUGAGUAUGAAGUAACACAGGCCAAAGAAAAUGAAGAAGCUAGGAAGGCCCACUUUGGAACAUUGUUUGAUGAUUUUCAAGGGAUCUCCCACCUAGAAGCAUUAGAGAUGUUGUCCAACCAAAGUGAGAAGAAGGUGCACACACUCCUUAAAUCACUGUCUAAAGAAGAUCUGGCCACCAUCAAGCCUCUGCUCAUCAACAUCAAAGAAACAUUUGAAGUGGAUGAAGAAAAUGAAUCAGAGAACACAUCUGAUCAAGACUUCUCAACUCUACUUCACCAAUGCCUGUCUGAACUGGAGCUGGGGACUGCGCCAGAUAAGCUGAACAAAGUUCACAGCAUGGUCAAACAGUGGAUACAAGACUUUGACACUCACGAGACCCAUGAGGGGGAUAAUUUAAAGGAAUUGCAUCAGAAAAGUAUUCAGGCUCUGGCUGAACUGACAGCUAAAGGUGUAGAGCAGUUUCACAAAGCUGGAGAGCUCGUCUUGCUGGAGAAGGAUAAAGAUAAAGAUUGUUUAGAGAGAGCAAAAAGCUUGGCCAGGUUAACAAGUGUACUGUGUCAUGAAAUUGGAAACUUGGCAGCAAAAUUUGUUGCAUGUUUAAAUAAACUUGCAGAUAAACAAGAAAAAGGUGAUGAUGUGACACCUUUAGUGACCAAUGUUUAUCUUGAGGCUACAAACAGCAGCACAUACAUUCAAGAUGCUUUCAUGUUGCUGUUACCUGUCCUCCAACAUGCAGCUAUUGAGCACAUGAUCAUGUCUAAACACUCAUGACCUUUGUGACCUCACAUCAGGGGAAGACUAUCCUGUCCAUGUAAAUAGUUGUAAAUCAGAGUGAUGCAAUACUACCAAUUGUUAUUUGAUGGAAUUGUGUGAUUGGGAGAUUUUAUACACAACAUACAGUGUCAUCUUUUUAUUCAAGGUGAUAGCAUUGCUGGUUAUUGUUGGAUUGUUGCUGAUAUUUUAUUGAUCUGUUGGAAGGGGAAUUUCUACUAUAACGCUAAAAAAUGAUCUGCUACUUAAGUAUUUUUCACUUCUCUCCAAGUUCUGAUCAGCACAAGUGUUAUUUUAACCUUCCAGCAUAAUUAAAGUUCAUUAUAUUUGUCUGGAUUAUCAGUCACACUAUCUACUUGAGGAAAUAGUUGUAUUAAUUGGUAAGUUUUUUUGUAACAGUAUAAUUCUAAAAAAAAAAAGUAAUAAUUCUUCGACUUAAUUUUUUCUGUCUACUUUAAGUUGAGUCUACUUUGUGCUAUAUUCACAACAUAAUAAAUGCAGAUUGGGGCUACUUAAAGUUGAAAUGUUUAUAUUCAAUGUCCAAUGAUAUAUUUUUUCUUUUGUUUGUUACCUCUACUAAAAAAAAAACAAGUACUGACAGAUCUGGGCUAAAAAUGUAAUACAUAAUGAUAGAGUGGCAUAGUCAAGCAGCAGGGCAAGUGACUGCUAAGCUGAAGAUCCCAAACUCUAGUCUGUGGGACAUAUAUGAGUCCACCCAGCUCUGAUGGGUACCUGACUCACGUUAUGGAAAGAAAAAGUAAUGGUAUAGAAACAGGUUGACUUUACUUUAUUUGCUCCAUCGACCCCAGGUUUAUAAGGGUAACUCACUGUAUGUUUAUGAGACAUAUUGUUUUUCAAGUUAAAAAACUUCUGAAUUUCUAUACUGUUGGGGUGUAUAUAGAUGUACAUUGUUUUAUUUAAAAACAGGGGUGUAUUAGUUUUACUUUAUACCAUUGUCAUUUAAAGUGAAAUGUACACAAUUUAAGUUAGUUUUAUUGAUACAAUUUUUGUAUUUGACUUGUAUUGAAACAACCACAUGUCUAACCUAUGACCCCUGAAGAUUUAUCACUUGUAAAGAUGCAUUAUCUCCCAUUUAUGAAUAUUUAUUACAAAUGUUUUAGUCAUUUAUUCAUAAAGAUAUAACCUAGGUAAAAAGAAAAUAACCUUACUUUCCCAAAUUACCCUCAUUUAUACUGCAAUCUUGUCAUGUGACAUUCACUGAACUGUAAACCUUUUAAUAUUCGCUAUUUUCUAGCUUAUUGUUUGUAUAUAAAGUGGAGAUAAAAAUGAUUGGAAUAUUAACAAUAGAAACAGGUAUAUCUCUAGCUAGAGAAUGUAAAUUUAGAACACAAUUGUUCAGUCACUGAAUUAUUUAUACAAUUUUCAAAAAGCACUCCUGCAACAGCUGACUUAGUUUAUCAACACUGCACAAAGCUCCACUUCUGAUUGGUUGUUAGCUUUGUAUUUAUUAACAUAAUUUGUUGUGGGUGCAGACUUAAGGUCCUCUACAUGAUUUCUACCUACUUUGUGUUCUAAUUUUCUGUCAUGAUUUUAAAAUAGAGCUGUGAUUUGUACUUGACACUUUUAGUGCACUGUAUGUCAAUGAAUUUCAAAUAAACAUUGUAGAGU
This is a messenger RNA of Physella acuta, 3939 nucleotides long. RefSeq names its product protein FAM114A2-like. Lineage: Eukaryota; Metazoa; Mollusca; Gastropoda; Physidae. The record is from RefSeq and is a predicted model, not a curated record.